GGCCACUAGCAGUGUCUAUUAUGCUUAUCCUGUUAUUAUAUUUUAUCCUUUAUUCUGAGUUACUUUUUAUCUCAUGUGACUUUUAUUUUGACAUCAUGCUAUCUGCACGGUGAACCAAUCCUUCCAGAACGUGCACGCUCGCUGAAGGUAUAACACAAGAAGGCACGUUACAAGACAAUGCAUGUCUAGAGUCAGAGAUCUCAAAAUAGUAUUAUAACUUUAAAUUAACGUGUUCUCUAAAGCGUUCCUUGAAGUGUUAUAUUACGUUGCAGCAUUCCUGGUCAAACCCGUUUGAAUGAGUGCUCUAUUUGCUUGGCAGUAGCAGUUUAAAAAAUAACGUAUGAAGUUGCUAGCUAGCUCUCCAACGUUAAGUUAAUGGCGGCAGUCUUCCCUGGAUCACCACUCUUUAGCACCCCUCGAUAUGCGGAGCGAGUUUUCACGGUGUUUGUGCAAUGCACACUCGUCUGAAUAAAGUACACCCGUAAGGAAACACUCCAAGCCUGUUUAUUCAAGUUGAGGGGCCGCUACAGUGAAAACUCGACUGCUCGACGUGGAGUGAAACUCAACUCGACGUGAGAAGGACCUGCCAUCCGCCAUUCUAAGACUGCUAUCUACUGUUCCAACGCCCUCACUUCAAACGGAAUCCAGGCAAGACCGGUCCAUUUCGUUUAUGUUGAUUGCUGCAUAAAAUCACAGGGACUUUUCGAUUGUGAACAGUGAUAUUUAUGUAGGUCUAAUGGACUGAAAUCACCUUUAUAAACAAUAUACUGUAGCCUACAUGGUUGAUGCUCUGAUUUAAUCAUAGGCAUAUAUGAAAGGUGAAUUUAAAGAUACAGAAGGGUAAAUUAAUUUAACAAAAAAAAAAUUGAACAAACUGAACCUGUUAAAUGUAAAUUCAUUCAUGGGUAAAUCUGUAUGUUAGCAGUCAUUGCUAAGCUGUUUGUGUGUUAGCCUACAUUUUGUUGAUGCUACUCGUCCAGUGCAUGUUUGAUAUUAAGUAUUUGCAGAGAAGUAUUGAGCUAUAUUUCAGUCAUUAAACUAUAGUUCACUACUUCAAUAUAACCAAACAGCUACACAACUUUAACAAAAUGUCACUUGAUAGGGAAGAAGUAACUAACACACAUGACCCACCCAUGACCGAUAACCCACAGCCAGUCAGAUCUAGUUCACGUGAAAGAGCAUUUACAGAAAAGGGAUUAGAGAUGCACAAACAGGAAGCCAUUAAACAUAAGAGAGAAUUCAUGAGAGCUUAUGGCUCCUGGAAAGAGGUGGCAGGAAAGGUUAGGACAACGCUAAAAUCAUUCUGUUCUCAAGAUGAACUAAAUAAAAUCAGAGAAGAAAUCCAAAUGCGACACAAUGCAGUAAGUGAAUGUUAUGAGCCCAUUCAACGCAACCACAAUGCCACUCCAGACAUUGUACCAAAAAUAGAUGCUUGUAUAGCACUCACUGCAGAGAUCAGCGAAAUAAUAGAGAAGCGGCUAGAAACUGUUGAAGAGGUCUUCAAUCCAGAACUUGAGAAAGUACGAAUGAGGAUGGCACUUAAGAAGGAUGAGUAUGGAUCUAUCUUCGGACACACAGAGACAGAUACUGUACACUCUCUAGCAGAAAAUUCAAUCCACUCACAGGCCUCAAGCCAACAUGUAGAUGCAGAAGCAGAACUUGCAGCUCAACAGGAAAAGGUUAAAGCAGUGUAUGUAAUACAAGCUCAAGAAGAAGUUCUUAGCAAGUUAGAAGAAGAGAAGCAGCUAGUUCUUAAAAGGUUGGAAGAAGAAAAACAAGUAGCUCUUAAAAAGAUAGAGGCAAACAUGCGUCAGGAAAAGAAAAGACUACAGCAAAUUCAAGCACAGUCAGAAGUAAGAAUAGCAGAGGCGAGAGUAAACGCAUACGAGAGCCUUGAACAUGACUCCAGAAACUGGCUAAAAGAGACUGUUGAUCUCACAGUUGAAUACAAAGGCCAGCUUAAUCCAAAGGCCAACGCAUACCAGCCUCCACAAGCACACGCCAAUGCGCUAGCGCCUCCUGAGAAAGACCUUACCCAAGCACUCAUUAACUCACUCAGUAUGAAUCGCCUGCCUGCUCCUGAGCCACCAAAGUUCUCCGGUGAAGCCCUAAAGUAUGUAGACUGGAAGAUGUCCUUCAUGGCCCUCAUAGACCGCAAGCCUCUCCCAGCUCAUGAAAAAAUGUUCUAUUUAAAAAACUAUCUGAGUGGAGAAGCACUUAAAGCUGUAGAGGGAUUCUUCUAUAGAAACUCAGAAGAAGCAUAUCAGGGUGCCUUAAAAGUCCUGGAAGAAAGGUACGGAAACCACUUCAUUGUGCAAAAGGCCUUUAGAGACAAGCUCAUGAAAUGGCCCAAGGUUGGUAACAGUGAUCCUGCUGCACUUCGAGAGUUUUCUGAUUUCCUGCAGGCAUGCGUUGAAGCGAUGCCUCAUGUGAAAGGAUUGGCCAUCUUGGACGAUUGUGAAGAGAACCACAAGCUGCUGAAGAAAUUACCAGACUGGAUCACACGAAGAUGGAGCAGAGUCGUCACAGAAAGGUUGGACGAAUCUGGGGACUACCCGAGCUUUUCCUGUUUCACAAGGUUCAUCCAAAAGGAGGCCCGGAUAGCCUGUAACCCUGUCGCCUCUCCACUUCUGAUCAAGGACACAGAUGACAGGCAGCCCAAGAGAGCUAGAGCACUUCACACAAACACUAAAGGGAACAAUCCCUGGGAGAAGGUCGAGAAAGUGUUCAGCACCAAGUCAAGGCCACCUUGUCCUAUCUGUAAAGAAGAGACGCACGGCGUCGUAAAGUGUCCUACCUUUGCAGCUAAAUCUCUGGAAGAUAAGAAGGCCUUCAUACGGGAAAACAAUUUGUGCUACGGAUGUUUGAGAAAAGGACAUAACAGUAAAGAUUGCAAAACACGACACACUUGUGGCACAUGCAGCAGACGUCACCCCACCUGCCUACAUGAAGAGAGAGAGAAACGAUAUGUGGAAGCAAAAGAGAAACAGUCCACUUCUACAGACAAAGGCCAGGAGGAGAUCAAGGUGACGUCCCAUGCAGUGACGCAGCGUGUCUUUGCUACAUCAAGCAUCGUCCCUGUUUUCAUGUCAUCUGCAAAUGAACCACAGAAAGAAGUUAUAACGUACGCUCUUCUGGAUACGCAGAGUGAUUCGACAUUCGUCUUGGAAGACCUACUCGAAGAGCUGAAUGUGGAGACUAAACCAGUACAGCUCAAACUGAGCACCAUGACAGCUGUUGACACACCCAUAGCAAGUAGAAGUGUCUACGGUCUACAAGUUCGAGGACUACAGUCUGAAAAACAGAUUCAGCUACGCCAAGCUUACACUCGUGGCUUCAUCCCGGUCGAUAAGUCCUACAUUCCGACUUCCAAAACAGCGCUGCUUUGGCCUCAUCUAAAGCAUCUAGCAAACAAACUUCCGCUGCUGAAGGACUGUGAGGUGGGACUGUUAAUUGGAAAUGAUUGCCCGUUCGCGUUAGCCCCCCUGGAAGUCAUCACAGGAGGCGAAAAUGAUCCAUUCGCCCAGAGAACGGAACUCGGCUGGAGCAUCGUAGGCUCAUCCAAUCCACAUCUGGAUCGGCAGGGAAACCAGAGGUUCGUCCAUCGAGUGACGGUGAAGGAAAUACCAGCGCCAUCAACCACUGACGUGCUGAAGGCCUUGGAAUCAGACUUCAAUGAAAGGAAGUAUGCAGACAAAGACAAGUAUGUGUCACAAGAUGACAUUCACUUCAUUCAGUUCCUGAGUGACAACAUAACUCAAAGGAAAGAUGGACACUAUGAAAUGCCCCUCCCUUUCAAGAGCACAGAGCCUCCUCUGCUACCAGAUAAUAAGAAGCUGGCUACAGUUCGACUGCAGCACCUAAAGAAAAGACUGAAAAUUAACCAGCGGUAUAAAGAACAGUACAAGGCCUUCAUGGCAGAUAUGAUAAAGAAAGGCGACGCAGAGCCAGCCUCUCCUGCAACAGGACAGCAGACUACGUGGUACAUACCACACCAUGGGGUGUUCCACCCCAAGAAGCCAGAGAAGCUAAGGGUCGUCUUCGACUGUUCAGCAAAGUUCCGUGGUGUCUCACUAAAUGAUACACUGUUAACAGGUCCUGACCUGAUCAACUCUCUCCUUGGAGUGCUCUGUCGUUUCAGGAAAGAGGCUGUAGCCAUCAUAUGCGACAUCGAGAAAAUGUUCCACCAGUUUUACGUUUCUCCUGAACUACGGAACUACUUACGGUUUCUCUGGUGGGAGGAUGGAGACCUCGAAGCAGAGCCUCAAGAGUAUCAAAUGGCUGUCCACCUAUUUGGCGCCGCUUCGUCACCUGGAUGUGCCAACUUCGGUUUGAAGUACUUGGCACGCCAACACAAGGAAGAGUACCCAUCAGCAUCAGCCUUUGUUGAAAAGAACUUCUACGUCGAUGAUGGGCUCAUCAGCGUCCCCUCCGUAGAGGAAGCAAAGAAGUUGAUCGCUGAAGCACGAGAGUUGUGCAAGAGAGGAGGCCUACGUCUACACAAGUUCAACUCAAAUGAAAGGUCAGUCCUGGACUCUGUGGACCCAACUGAGAGAGCAGUCACAUCUGAACCACUCAAUCUGGACCUAACUGCAGCUCCAGCAGAACGUGCUCUCGGUAUCCAGUGGUCCCUUGAACAUGACACUUUCAGCUUCAAUGUGAACCCACAGACCAGGCCCUCCACACGUCGCGGCAUCCUAUCCGUCAUUGCUUCUUUGUACGAUCCAGUUGGAUUCGUGGCUCCGUUUAUCCUAACCGGAAAGUGCAUCCUCCAGGAGCUGUGCCGUCGAGGCAUUGAAUGGGAUGACCCACUUCCCGAAGACUUAAGUCCACGGUGGGAGAGAUGGAAGAGCGACCUACAAAGGCUGAAGGAAGUCUCAAUACCGAGAUGCUACCAACCACAAAGGAGAGUGAUGGACUAGUGCGUCGCGUCAAAGUGUUAGUAGGAGAAAGAACGUCAGUGAAACAAGAUCGGCCUACCAAACCUUUGAUUAUAGAAAGGCCCAUUCAGAAACUAGUUCUCCUCCUCGAGAGUGAGUGAUCAGUCCAGUUGUCUACACCUUAUCCCUCUUAUGACAGGCUACCCUCUCUUAGUUACUAAUUAGUACUCACCUGCACAUAUCUAGAACACUGAUACAGAUAUAGGACUCAAGUAUGAGCCGUUCAGCCAGGUUGAUCCUUGUCUUCACUUUUCAUAACAUGAGUGGUGGGAGUGUAGAUGGCCACUAGCAGUGUCUAUUAUGCUUAUCCUGUUAUUAUAUUUUAUCCUUUAUUCUGAGUUACUUUUUAUCUCAUGUGACUUUUAUUUUGACAUCAUGCUAUCUGCACGGUGAACCAAUCCUUCCAGAACGUGCACGCUCGCUGAAGGUAUAACACAAGAAGGCACGUUACAAGACAAUGCAUGUCUAGAGUCAGAGAUCUCAAAAUAGUAUUAUAACUUUAAAUUAACGUGUUCUCUAAAGCGUUCCUUGAAGUGUUAUAUUACGUUGCAGCAUUCCUGGUCAAACCCGUUUGAAUGAGUGCUCUAUUUGCUUGGCAGUAGCAGUUUAAAAAAUAACGUAUGAAGUUGCUAGCUAGCUCUCCAACGUUAAGUUAAUGGCGGCAGUCUUCCCUGGAUCACCACUCUUUAGCACCCCUCGAUAUGCGGAGCGAGGUAUGUGUUUCAUUGUAAUGUACUGUCUAUUUCAUAUGUAUUCAUUUCUUACGUUUGUGUAAAUGAUGUAAUGUAAAUAGUAAUGUGAUUCAUUUCAUGAUAAUGUCGUUAUCUAUUUGAUGCUAGCUUGCUUAAGUGCAUUUGUCAAGGCAUUAUUUGUAUCUAGCUAAAUUGCCUUUGUCAUUUUCCUUUUAAGUUUUCACGGUGUUUGUGCAAUGCACACUCGUCUGAAUAAAGUACACCCGUAAGGAAACA
Eleginops maclovinus (Patagonian blennie) is the source of this 5908-nucleotide messenger RNA. RefSeq lists its product as uncharacterized. The transcript has 2 exons. Gene Ontology annotation, molecular function: nucleic acid binding; zinc ion binding. The record is from RefSeq and is a predicted model, not a curated record. Lineage: Eukaryota; Metazoa; Chordata; Actinopteri; Perciformes; Eleginopidae. Bases 1089 to 4922 code for a protein of 1277 amino acids.